Molecule: messenger RNA, 969 nt
Organism: Emiliania huxleyi CCMP1516
Lineage: Eukaryota; Haptophyta; Isochrysidales; Noelaerhabdaceae
Exons: 9
Coding region: 1-897 (298 amino acids)
Molecular function (GO): metal ion binding
Source: RefSeq, a predicted model, not a curated record
AUGAUCGGCAAGAAAGUCUCCGCGCUAAAGGCGGCGACCAAGGCCGUACACUCCCUGACCAAGAAGGCGAAGCAAGCGAUGCAGUCGCCCGAGGCGGUCGCGGCCGAGAUGCAGGUCGACAUAGACGAGCUCGGAUCUGGUGCGCCGGUCAGCCGCCACCACUGUCGCUGGUGCGGCGACGUGUACUGCGCGACCCACUCCUCAGAGCGUCGGAGGGUGCGCAACGGAGAGGUCGAGAAGGUGUGCGACUUGUGCGCCAUUCUGCUCGGCGGCGUGAAGGAGAUCAGUAACCGAGAAGCAGCCGGAUCCCCUGCCCGAGUUCCAGAUCCCCUGCCCGAUCCCCUGAACGAACCAAUCAGAGAGGUGAACUGUGUAUGCGAGAUGGACUUGCACCGCGCCACUCAGGACGGCGACCCGUCCCGGAUCGACCCGUUCGUCAUGCUCAGCACCGAGUGCGCUCCCCUUCUCAGCCCUGAGCUCGGCUGCCGCGCUGCCAUCGCCCUCCUCUCGCUGCUUGCGGCGAGUCACCUGUGGAAGGUGCUCCUCUGGGCGGUCGCUUCGGCCAGCAUCAACGCUGCCGCCAUCCUCGCGCUCCUCACGCCAACCUCGCGCGAGCAGCUGCACGAGCAGGCGCCAUGCGCCUCCUCACUGAGCCCCCUCGUGGACUGGGCACGUGUGGUCCUCGCCGGCGGCGACGCCUGCCUCGCCGCCCUCUGCCUCGGUCUCGCGAUGCGGCUCCUACAUGCACAUCCGCCGUCGGCCCUCGACGGGCUGUGCGCGCUGGGGGACGCGGGCUGCCUCGCCUACACAGCCACUCAAAACACGCGCCAGUUGCUUCUCCUCGCGCGCGCCCGCGCCCAGCGAGGCAACUAUGUGGAACUCACAGAGCUAGAGUGAAGCCGGCGCCCAGUGGCACGUUGGAACGUGUGGAACGGCCCGACGUUGUCAUGCGAUUCUUUAUGCUGAGUA